AUGAAUUCCAUUAACAACCCAACAGCCGUUCCAAGAAUCACCACCCUUCGACAAGAGCUCAACUAUGGCGAUGGAAAAUCGUUCCAAUGCCAGGCCUUUUACGAUGACUUGCGUGCCUAUCGUAAGAAGUUCGUCAGCAGUACUGGUCUGGAAGGCAGUCUUCUCCAUGAUUGGAAGUCGCGAGAUCAUCAGACUGCGCUAGGGGAGAUGACUCGAGCAUUUCUUCAACGGGAUGGGAACGGACAUCGAUACUGGCCAGACGACGAGACGUCGGCUCAUUACAACGGUUUGAGGUACUCCUCUGACCACGCAAAGAUCAAGCGCCUACUGAAGCAACUAUUCUUUCGACUGAACCUUCAGCAGUAUCGCAACACCAAGUACAAGAAGAACAAGUCCGAAGAGGGAAACCAACAAAAACGGAGUGGCAAGACUCCGAGUGACGCGAUUGACUUGGACCAUAUCGCUGAGGGACCAUCGAACUUGCUUGAUUCCGACCCAGAGGACUCUCCAAGGUCUGCAAAGAACCCAAACACUACAAUCAGUUCCGAUGUCAACACUGCCGAUGUCAACACUGCCGAUGUCACUAAUCCCUUACUGCCUGGCUCUCAACAUCAUCCUGGCUCUACGUCAGAGCUUGGGAAAGACCCAUACCAUGUGUCUGGAAGCCCAGAGCCAAGGUUUGCUCUGCAAGUACCACCUCAGCUAGGGCAACCGAUGUCCGGAACCAUGAGGGCUCCGCCGGGGCAAACGCGUCGAUCCGUCUCCCACUCCGAGGAUGAACCGCGAGCCAAACGAGCCAAAACAGGCGGCUUUUCCUGUACUUCCAAAACAACCUCUGUGUCGACAGAGCUCAACGGGGAUCAUGCGGAACUGUUUGUCAACAGAUAUUCGCCGCGUCGCAGAAAACAACGGCUCUUCCCUGAUAUGAUACCGAUAGAAGAGGCAUGCCGAUCACCCAAGAGCACUUCAAGCUCAGCUGUUACUGGAGACGUCGAAGCGUCCGGCCUUGAUGCCGAAUCCUUGGUCAAUGAGCCCUCAACAGCCGUCCAACCGCCCGUACGCCCGCCUCGACCAACGGUCGAAGAUGUUUUCGACGAAGAGAGCUUACGCAGCUACAUUAGCGACAUGGUCAAUAGGCUGAACGACGAGUCGGGGUUACAUACAACCGAAGCGGCCUUCCAGUCAACGGCCAUCACCACCGCGCCGCUCGCGCUAAUGCUCCCGGACAAGGCAACUUUCGCACCCCCUUCGCUCGCAUCCCCUACCACGGGGGAUGCCCCCUCCUCACGUCCAUCGCCGGCUCUUGCACCUCCCCUUGCACCUCCCACCACCACGAGAGACGGACAGGAGAAAGGUGAGGCGGCCAAGGAAGAAAAGGACGCAAGCAUGGGCCCGCCCGCCAACAAGAAGCCGCGAGUCGAUUUCGUGUACCGCGUGAUCACGCGGCAGCCGGCGUAUCGGGGCGACCCCUGGGUGCCGACGGGGAACUUCCGAGACAAGUCCAUCUCUGAGCUGGAAAGCGAGCUCCCGCUACGGGUCGAGGCGGCCGACCUGGUCGCGCUGCGGUUCGUGCUGCUCCACGUGGGCACCGAGACGCGGGCGGAGCAGAUCGUCCCGCGCGGGCACGACGAGAAGUUCGCCGCGGCGAAGCGCUACUUUGACGGGGUCAUCCGGAGCUGCAUCGCGAGGACGGCGGGCGGGGGCCAGGCGCUGAUCGAGUUUGAGAUCGAGGCGAUGACGGACGAGAAGCCGGUGGUGGACGACGCGUUCGAAGAGGCAUUCGACUGGUGA
Molecule: messenger RNA, 1791 nt
Organism: Colletotrichum graminicola M1.001
Lineage: Eukaryota; Fungi; Ascomycota; Sordariomycetes; Glomerellales; Glomerellaceae
Exons: 4
Coding region: 1-1791 (596 amino acids)
Source: RefSeq, a predicted model, not a curated record